Molecule: messenger RNA, 3019 nt
Organism: Odocoileus virginianus texanus
Lineage: Eukaryota; Metazoa; Chordata; Mammalia; Artiodactyla; Cervidae
Gene: ANGPT2
Product: angiopoietin 2
Biological process (GO): Tie signaling pathway
Molecular function (GO): receptor tyrosine kinase binding
Source: RefSeq, a predicted model, not a curated record
UCUCUAGGAAAUACUCAAUUAGGGUGGUGCCUCUGAAAUACCCAGGGGUCCUGUAACUGAUCGGUUUUUCCCAGAGGGCUUCUGCAGCAUAUAGUCCCGGUUGGACAGUACACAUCAAGCCCGGAUUUUUCCUGUGGCCUGGUUGGUGACCCCCCACAGGAAGAUAACGGACAAGCCGGGAGGGCGGAGCCGCCGGCUGCACAUGUCUGCCUGCUCUUAUCAACUUAUCAUAUAAGGAAAGGAAAGUGAUUGAUUCGGACCCUGACACCACAGAAUCAGGGGCAGAGAGACAAAGCAGCGCUGACGCGGGUCUGGAAGGCGAAUGCAGCCCUCACGGGGAGCAGGGCUCUUCUCCCCACUGUGAUCUGACAGUCUGCUGCGAGGCCAGAGAGGAGACGGCAGCAGAGACCAAGGUCGCAGCUGGGAAAGGAGGAACAGGAGGCUUUCCUUGAUGGACCUUGAGCCUCUGUCCCCGAGCCCGGCGUCUGAGAGGGCAGCUUAGCGCCGGGAGUCUCAUGCGCCUGGAAGUUUGCUGAGCGGGUGGUUUAUUACCAACAGACAGAAAGAAUGUGGCAGCUUGUUUUCUUGACUCUGAGCUGUGAUCUGGCCGUAGCCACAGCCCACAGCGGCUCUCGGAAGGGCAUGGACAUCGCCGCCGGGAAGAAGCAGUAUCAGGUUCAGCACGGAGCCUGCAGCUACACGUUCCUCCUGCCGGAGACGGACCACUGCCGCUCGCCCCCCAGCGCCUACAUGCCCAACGCCGUGCAGAGGGACGCGCCCCUUGACUACGACGACUCAGUGCAGAGGCUGCAGGUGCUGGAGAACAUCAUGGAGAACAACACACAGUGGCUCAUGAAGCUUGAGAAUUACAUCCAGGACAACAUGAAGAAAGAAAUGGUGGAGAUACAACAGAAUGCGGUGCAGAACCAGACUGCUGUGAUGAUAGAAAUAGGGACCAACCUGCUAAAUCAAACUGCAGAGCAGACCCGGAAGUUAACCGAUGUUGAAGCCCAAGUAUUAAAUCAGACAACAAGACUUGAACUUCAGCUUCUAGAACACUCCCUUUCUACAAACAAAUUGGAAAAACAGAUUUUGGAUCAGACCAGUGAAAUAACCAAACUGCAAGAUAAGAACAGUUUCCUGGAGAAGAAAGUUCUAGAUAUGGAAGACAAGCACAUAGUUCAACUUCGGUCAAUCAAGGAAGAGAAAGACCAGCUCCAGGUGUUAGUGUCCAAGCAAAAUUCCAUCAUUGAAGAACUAGAGAAACAACUGGUGACGGCUACGGUGAAUAAUUCAGUUCUCCAAAAGCAGCAACAUGAUCUGAUGGAGACAGUUAAUAAUUUACUGACUUUGAUGUCAACAUCAAACCCCUCAUACUCCUUGCUUGCCAAGGACGAACAAAUCGUCUUCAGAGACUGCGGGGAGGCAUUCAAGUCAGGUUUGACCACCAGCGGCAUCUACACAUUGACGUUCCCUAACUCCACGGAGGCGAUCAAGGCUUACUGUGAGAUGGAAACGGGUGGAGGCGGGUGGACAGUUAUUCAGCGACGUGAAGAUGGCAGUGUUGAUUUUCAGAGGACUUGGAAAGAAUAUAAAGUGGGAUUCGGGAACCCUUCGGGUGAACACUGGCUGGGAAAUGAGUUUGUUUCGCAAGUGACUGGUCAGAAACGCUACGUGCUGAAAAUACACCUAAGAGACUGGGAAGGGAAUGAGGCUUACUCACUGUACGACCACUUCUAUCUCUCAAAUGAAGAGCUCAAGUACAGGAUUCACCUUAAAGGCCUCACGGGGACAGCCGGCAAAAUAAGCAGCAUAAGCCAGCCAGGAAAUGAUUUUAGCACGAAGGAUGCAGACAACGACAAAUGCAUUUGCAAAUGCUCACAAAUGCUCACAGGAGGCUGGUGGUUUGAUGCCUGUGGUCCUUCCAACCUGAAUGGAAUGUACUACCCACAGAGGCAGAACACAAAUAAGUUCAACGGCAUUAAGUGGUACUACUGGAAGGGUUCGGGCUACUCACUCAAGGCCACGACCAUGAUGAUCCGUCCAGCAGAUUUCUAAACUCUGGCACGCACCUGAGGGACAAUGUCUUGCCCUGUUUCCAGAGACUUGAUCCAGAGCACUAAAAGACUGCACGCUGUCCCGCAUCCAGCUUGGACAAACUGCCCGCUCUCGGUGCGGAAGGGACCGUGAGCUCCGUGCGAGCCCUGUGAGGUCUACCCCUUGAACCUGCAUCGCUCAGUGAACCGACGCACAACCCCAGACAAGCCACAGCCUGGUGUGGUGACCCGGCAGAAAGCCUUCGGGAAGAUAACUCUAAGCCCGCGAACGAGACUGACAAUUUACAGACUCUGUUGUCACAACCAAGAAUGUUAUGUGCGAGUUGAUCAGUAAAUAACUGGAAAACAGAACACUUAUGCCGUAUACUAGAGAUAACCUUGGAACUGCAUUUUUCCAAGCACUGUUUAUAGACUGUGUAAAUAUCUAUAUGUCCUGAAUUCAGCAUUGCUAUCAUAAUUAAAAGGAAGAAAAAAUUCUGUAAGCCAUAAAAAUACAUUAUAUAUUCAGGGAUUUUUGUGAGAAGUGGUUAUUAGUAGUUUUAAUAUUUGGAGAAGGAAAAACAUAGCUAAUGCAUUUUUAUGCCUCCUCUUAGGAACCUUAAAUUUUCAUUCUGAGGACAGCAUAUUUACAUGUGUAUUGAUAGCUUAGUUUUAAGUUAAUGCUCAAAUAUAUAUAUUUCAAAGUUUCCAUGGUGAACACUUUCAGGAGCUCUGAAAUUAUUAAUAGAAACGUGUUCUUUUAGUAUAUAUGAAGAUUGUACUAUUUUUUUUCCUGCCUUGCUGUUAAAUUUGAAGGUAUUUUUAGUAAUUAAACAUAACUUAUUAGGUGAGAUGACCACACUUAACUUCUAUGAUAAUACUUACAGCAUUGUAAUUUGAUUCUGAAACAAAUGAUUGUGCUUCAUGACAAGGAAAAUCUUGAUUUUUAAGGAAGAAAAUUAUACAUUUAAUUUCAUGACAAA